This is a messenger RNA of Penicillium salamii, 2352 nucleotides long. The record is from the annotation of a GenBank genome assembly. Lineage: Eukaryota; Fungi; Ascomycota; Eurotiomycetes; Eurotiales; Aspergillaceae.
AUGCCUGUCGUCAAAGGAGGUGUCUGGACCAAUAUUGAGGAUGAGGUGCUUCGGGCUGCUGUCUCCAAGUAUGGACUGAACCAGUGGGCUCGAGUUUCCUCGCUGCUCGCACGCAAAACACCGAAGCAGUGCAAGGCACGAUGGAUCGAAUGGCUAGACCCUGGUAUUCGCAAGACAGAGUGGUCGCGACAGGAGGAUGAGAAACUGCUGCACCUUGCCAAGUUGAUGCCCACGCAAUGGCGCACCAUUGCCCCCAUCGUCGGACGUACCGCUACACAAUGUCUCGAACGCUACCAAAAGCUCUUGGACGAAGCUGAGUCCCGCGAGAAUGACGAGCUUGGAUUGGGAGGACCCGGCGAGGAGAGCGCUGCGCCCAGUGCAGACGAUGUCCGCCGACUACGACCUGGCGAACUUGACCCCGAUCCCGAGUCUAAGCCCGCCCGUCCCGAUACGAUUGAUUUGGAUGAAGACGAAAAAGAAAUGCUGAGCGAAGCGCGUGCUCGUCUUGCUAACACACAAGGUAAAAAGGCCAAGCGCAAGGCCAGAGAGCGUCAAUUAGAAGAGUCUCGACGUAUGGCUGUCCUCCAGAAGCGUCGUGAACUCAAGAAUGCCGGCAUCAACGUUAAGGUUGUUACACGGAAGCCCGGGCAGAUGGAUUACAAUGCAGACAUUCCGUUUGAAAAGCCAGCAGCACCCGGAUUUUACGAUACACUCGAAGAACAAGAUCAGAAUGAGCGCCAGCGGGAGGCAUUUGACCCCCGCAAGCAGCAACUUGCCAACAAGAGAAAGGGCGAUCAAGACGACGACGCAGAGCGCAAAAAGCGCAAGAACGAUAAAUCAAGUGCCUCCGCCGCGUCGGCCGCGGCUCAACGAGCAGGGCAAAUGCAAAAGAUCCGCGAGGCCGAGCAGAGCACCAAGCGUUCGGCGCUGAAUUUGCCCGCUCCCCAGGUUGGCGAGGCCGAGAUGGAGGAUAUCGUUAAGAUGGGACUGGCAGGCGAAAGAGCUAGUCAAUUGACUGGCGACGAGGACUUCACCCAGGGUCUGGUGGGCAACUAUUCCACCUCCCUUCUUGGAGACACUCCUAUCAGAACCCCGCGGGCUGCCCCACAAGAAGAUCACAUUGCCAACGAGAUCAGGAACAUUCGGGCUCUGAAUGAGACACAGUCUUCUCUUCUCGGAGGAGAAAAUACACCAUUGCACCAGGGCGACUCAUCAACUGGCUUUGAUGGUAUCGCUCCUCGGGUACAGAACAUUGUCACCCCUAACCCCAUGGCCACGCCUUUCCGCCAGGCAAAUGGCAUGGGUGCCACACCCGGACCUAGUGCUACACCUCUGCGUACACCGCGCGACCAUUUCUCCUUGAACCAAGGUGGUCAGUUAAUUGGCAGUACACCCCGAGACAUCAAAAACCACGAAAUUUCUGUUCGCCAGCAGCUGCGCGGCAAACUGGCUUCCCUUCCUAAGCCGAAGACAUCCGAAUGGUCGUUCGAUGACAUCCCAGAUGAGACCGCUGAACCCACUUCAUCAAUGGAGAUCAGCGAAGAGGAUGCGGCUGAGCGUGAUCGCCGCGAACAAGAGGCCCAACAAAAGGCUGCGAAGGCCGAAUUCAAGCGCCAGUCACAAGUAUACCAGCGAGGUCUACCUCGACCCGCCGUUCUAGAUUUGAACGCUUUGGUACAGCGUGCCUCUCAGGUCACUGGCGCCAUUGAAGGCUUGAUUGCCAACGAAGCUGCUGCCUUGAUUGCACAUGACUCUCGCCAAUUCCCUGUUCCCGGGGCUCAGGUGGAAGGAAAGGCACCAAAGUUGCGCCAAUUGGACGACCGCUUUUUGGACGCAGCACGGACUUCAAUUGCUGCCGAGAUUGCUUCCGAGGCGCAGCAGUCUGAAUGGCAAGACAAGUUUGACGAUGGCUGGUCCUCGGUUCGUGCCAAGUCUCUGCCUGGUCUUGAGAACUACGAAGACGAUGAACAAGAUCCAUCCCAAGAGGAACAAAAAUUCAUCGGUGCCUUUGAUACUGUCCAAACGGCCCUCUUCGCCACUGCAGAGCGUGGAAACAAGCUCGAAAAGAAGUUGUCUUUACAUUAUGGUGGAUAUCAAAACCGCGCCAAGACGCUGCGGUCCAAAAUCUCAGAGGCUGGAACUGCUUUGCCCGCGGCUACAAAUGAGCUCGAUGCCUUCCGCACACUCCAGAUCUCCGAAGAAGCAGCCCUGCCUCGACGACUGGAAGGUCUCAGGGAGGCGGUGUCAUUUGUGAUGCGACGUGAGCGUGAGGCCCAAGAACUGUACAGGAGCCGGAAGGAGGAGCUAGAUGAACUUGUUGCCGGGACUGCUACCAUCAAUGGAUGGCACUAA